UGUCAGGGGGAGGAGUUAGACCCCUGCUUCAGUAUGAAUGAGCUCACAGGUGUUGAUGUUCCUGUGAUUGAUAAGAGAGAGAGUGUAUCCCGCCCCUAACUCCCUCCCUCCCUUUCUGGCCAAUUUUGCUUUUUUUUGGACGUCUGUGACUUCAUCAGGACUCAAACUCGUAUAAUGAGGUUGUGUCAUCACAGUGCCCUGUCCUGAAGACGCUCGACAGCUGAGAAGGCGGUCAAAACGAUGGCACUGAGUGUACCGUGAGGUUUGAGCUUCAAAUGAAACAUUGCGUUCAACUUUGACAACCAGCUGUCAUGGAAACCAAGGCAAAUGGUUCGAUGGAAACCAAAAGUACGGUGGAGAACGGGCAGCUUCCUGACCCUGCCCACUGGGCUGUAGCCGAUGUUGUCAAUUAUUUUAAAGCUACUGGAUUUGAAGAGCAAGCCAACGCUUUCCAGGAUCAGGAAAUCGAUGGCAAGUCUCUAUUGUUAAUGACCCGUAACGAUGUUCUGACUGGACUCUCGAUAAAACUGGGGCCGGCUCUGAAGAUCUACGAGUACCACGUGAAGCCGCUUCAGACCCAGCACUUGAAAAGCAAUGCCUCGUAGCAGUCCGGAUGGACGGGCCGAGCCUUGGACGACAAUCACGCCAUGGGACAGCAGGGUAACUGCAGACUGAAGAGAAGGCCAUGUCCUUAUGUGCAUUUUAUGCAUUUUUGUGGGCAAAUACACACACAAAAAAAACGUUAAUGUGAAUUUCUUUCUCAUUCUAAAUUUGGUUGUACAGGUACAACGCUGUCUCUUUUUGGUUUGUGUGUGUGUGUGUGUGUGUGUGUGUGAGUGAGAGGACGGGGGGUGUGGGGGAUUCGUUGAACUGGUGUUAUGACUGAAGUGUUUUUCUUUUGUUUGUUUUUUUAAUGACCCUUUGCAAGCAUGUAAAUACAUCAAAAUGUUUGCAAUUUUUAAAAAUUUUACUGUAAAAUAUUGUGUGAAAGUAUUUGGCACUAAGACGAUAAACACUAUUGUGCAAAGGGUGGCUAGGUGUAAGGAAUUUUCAGAGUUUUUAUUGAAAAUGAGCUCAUUGCAUUAUACUGGUCUGUAUAUAAAAAGUGACUAAAGGAGUGGCGGAUCAAUUGUUUUCGUUGGUGCUUGCUUCCUCUGCUCCUUAAAGCUAUUUAAGUCUUUAACGGUUAUAAAUAAGUUACAGCACACAUGAUGGUGUUCGGCUGUGAAAACUAACCAUGCUGCAGCUGUGUGUUUUUAUUAAAGAUUUAUUCUUUAAAAUCUACUCAAUUAAGGACUUUGAAGCAGUGUAACAGGUAGCUAGAGCCUGGGGUCUGAUUAAAACCAGGCUCCUUUUUGUGUUUAAAUGGGUUGUUUGCAUUGUAAGACAAUUAGAAGUUUAUAAUUACUGUAUGAUUCUUUUUGACACGAGGAUCACAAAAUACUACUUUUUGAAAUCUCUGGAAGCCGGUGGUGUUUCUGACGCCGGUGCUUAAGAAAUUAUUUUCAUUUUUUUUAAAAGGGUGUCUUUUUAGCAAAAUUCAUUUAAAAAUGUCCCGCGAUAGCGGAUUCGUGGAAUGUCUGAUGUUUGCAAUAAAUUGUGCUUGAAUGAAAAAAGGCACUGAUUCAACCAUAAUCCUAGUUAGGGAAGAGAUCAUAACCCUGAUCAUAACCCUAAAUCCAUGAUCGGAGGCCCAGAUUAUUUCUUCUAUGACUGUCAUGGGGGGGUGAAUUGCUGUGCUUUGUGUGUUUCCUAACACCAUUUUCAUCUGCAAUAAUACCACAUUAUAUAAGGAAUGAAAGGAAUCCAUACACCAUUUAAUCUCUAAUUCUCUUUACAAAUACGCUUACACUACAUUUCCAAAAGUUUUGGGACACCCCUCCAAAUCAUUGAAUUCAGGGGUUGGACUUGGUCCCUUAGUUUCAGUGAAAGGAACUCUUAAUGCUUCAGCUUCAUACCAAGACAUUUUGGACAAUUUCAUGCUCUUUGUGUGAACAGUUUGGGGAUGACCCCUUCCUGUUCCAACAUGACUGCACACGAGUGACCAAAGCAAGGUCCAUAAAGACAUGGAUGAGUGAGUUUGGUGUGGAGGAACUUGACUGACCUGCACAGAGUCCUGACCUCAACCCCAUAGAACACCUUUGGGAUGAAUUAGAGUGGAGACUGUGAGCCAGACCUUCUCGUCCAACAUCAGUGCCUGACCUCACAAAUGCACUUCUAGAGGAAUGGUCAAAAAUUCCCAUAAACACACUCCUAAACCUUGUGGAAAGCCUUCCCAGAAGAGUUGAAGCUGUUAUAGAUGCAAAGGGCGGGACAACUCCAUAUUACAUUCAUGUGCAUGUAAAGGCAGAUGUCCCAAAACUUUUGGCAAUAUAGUGUAUAUCUAAUUUCACCUACAUUCAAAUUAGUGAUCCAGAUAUUUUCAUAUCUUUAAAAAAAACAUGAAAGAUUAAAUUUGUUUAAUCACACCUCCACAAAAUUGUGUCAUGAUGUAUAUGUAUACACAAUCCCCAUGUUCAAUUUAUUUAUUAAACCUCUUAUUUAUUAAAUGUGAGUAGUAUUUGUUGCAGCCAUUGCAUUCAGAGCCUCACUGACCAAUUCAGGUCUUUUUAAAAAUUUGUUCCUUUUUAUUUAUGUUGAUAAAUCCACUUGUGAAAGUUGAAUGCAUAGGGUUCUUUUUUUUGUUGACUUGUUUUUAUUGCAGUUUAUUAAAGUCUGUUAAGACAG
Messenger RNA from Hemibagrus wyckioides, 2727 nucleotides. It is a transcript of the gene samd13, whose product is annotated as sterile alpha motif domain containing 13. The transcript is spliced from 5 exons. Gene Ontology annotation, molecular function: protein binding. NCBI's taxonomy places the organism in Eukaryota, Metazoa, Chordata, Actinopteri, Siluriformes, Bagridae. The record is from RefSeq and is a predicted model, not a curated record. Bases 312 to 605 code for a protein of 97 amino acids.